Messenger RNA from Arctia plantaginis, 537 nucleotides. NCBI's taxonomy places the organism in Eukaryota, Metazoa, Arthropoda, Insecta, Lepidoptera, Erebidae. The record is from the annotation of a GenBank genome assembly.
AUGAUUCAUCUUGAAAAGUUCGUCAGAAUAUUUGGAAAUUUUUAUGAAGACAAUAAUCUUAAGGAGCUGAUUUCAAGUAGCGUCUUAGAAGAAAGCGAAUCUGAAGAAUCUAAUGACAGUCUAUGUACAAAUGAUGAUGAAUAUGACAACUCAGAUGAAAUAGCUGGAAACUCAACUCUUCCCAGUAUUAUCAAUUGUUCGUUCUCUAAAGCAAAAGACGAAAUCCUUGAGAAAUUUCCAACAAACAUAGAACAAAAUAAAUUUUAUAGUGAAGAUCUUUUAAAUUACCUAGUAGAGUAUUUAUUAAUUUACUAUCCCGUAUGGUCAGCAGCUGGAAUUGCGCGCUUUGGAUUAGCGAGAGAUAGCAACGCCACUGUUGAAAAUGGGUUUAAGGUAUUUAAAGAACAAGUAUUGAAUAAAGAAGAAAAUAUUUGUAUCCCACGUAUAAUAAAAAAAACUGAAGAGACGAUUCGGGGGAAACUACAAGAAAGUUUCCCCUUCAAACUUCUCGCCAAAAACAGAACAAACGAAAGGUGA